CUCCCGCCGAAGAACUGCCUCCUCAGGGCGCAGCGGCUUUGCCACCGGAGCCGGACGACGCAGCGUCAGAGGCGGCAUCGGGCUCCGAGGAGCGCGGCGACGAGAUUGGUUCCGAGCUCGGCGUCAAACAGGAUGAGCUUGAGAGUGCCAAGCGUGAGCUUGAGGAGGAAGAGGCUCCACCGCAGGGCGCGGUAGCCAAGGUUGAGAAUGAGGAGCGCUCGCCCGAGGCGGCAGCGCCGCAGGCGGAGGAGGAGGAGGCAGCUCAGGACGAUCCGCCAGCAGGCGCUCCCCAGGUAGGGGAGUUCGUGGAUGCGCAUGGCAUCGGGCAUAGCAUCGUGCGUUGCAACCGCUGCUGUCGCACGGCAAAGGAGUGCAACUACAGGAUCAAGGCGAAGGGCCAGUCGACUUACCAGUGCGACGCGUGCAACACGAACGGGGUGCGCCUUUCUCGGAGGUUCGGACAGUGGCCGCCAAAGUGUUUCGCCAAAAUGAAGAGUGAGUUCAAGCAGCAGUUCUACAAGGAUCUGGCAGAAGAUCCUGGGCUGUCGAACCUCGAUCGCAUUGAAGCCUUCGUGGUCAGCUCAAUCACUGUCCAACGGAUGGAGGAGGAGCGCGUCCGCAAGGGUGGCAAGUACCUUCCGCUGAGGAAGUGGGCGCACGACGGCUUCGACGCGAAAAAGAUUGAAGAUAAUGUGCAGGAUAAGAGGUGGAACCCUGAUCUCGGGGAGUGGACGUACAGGCCGCAAUUGGAGGCGGCCUGGAGCGAGACAGUGGAGGCCGCAGUGCGCAACGAGCUGUACACCGAUAAGAGGACGCAGGCGAAGCAGAGCGGCCCGCGGGCAGCGGCCUCGACGGGCGUCGCAGAGCACGGCGGCGACAAGGGCGACAGAAGCGACGAGAGCGACAUGUCCAGAUCCAGGAGCCGCUCGCGCGGCGACCGCGACAGGAGCAAGAGCCGCCGCAAGGGCAGGAGCAAGAGCCGCGGCAAGAGCAAGGACAGGAGCAAGAGCAGGGAUAAGGACGCUGAGAAGGAGCGGAGGCGACAGGAAGCGAGGGAGAAGGCCGAGCAGGCCAAGAAGGAGACGCAGGAGAAAAACCUGGCGCUGAAGUGGAUCGGCACCGCAACGAGGCUCGAGACAGAGCUGGACGGGUACCUCGAGCAUGAGAAGGCGGACAAGGUGCCGUCAUGGGCUGUGAAGAACGCGAAGGCGGCGAGGAAGUCUGUGGCAGUCAUGAAGGCGGUGGCGCAGAAGCGCGUGCACAGCGGCGUGGCGUUGACGAUCACGCAGGACGAGGCCAUCAGCAUCCAGAAGGAUGCGAGCUCGGCGGCGAGGGCCAUCGCGGGGAUGCUCAAGGAGGCGCAGAAGCACAGCACCUGA
Prorocentrum cordatum is the source of this 1379-nucleotide messenger RNA. Lineage: Eukaryota; Dinophyceae; Prorocentrales; Prorocentraceae. The record is from the annotation of a GenBank genome assembly.